AUGACUUGUACACUGGGAUUCACGAUCGCGUCCACUGUUGAAGCGUACACCCUUCCCGGAUCACCUCGUGCGCAGCUUUGCUCUAAUCACUAUCGUCUCAACACACUAGAAUUCACCUCAGUCUCGACGACUUCAGGCACCGCAGCGUGGACGGACUCACUUAUUGACGUCUUGGUGAUAUAUGCGGUCAAUACGGGAGUGCUUACAUGCAUAUUGGGCUUGUUGGGCUUCAUUUUCGCCGUCGUAACGCCUGACAACUUCAUCUACAUCGGCUUAAGCAUUGUCGGGGUCAAAAUGUACGCCAACUCCGUACUCGCCGUCCUCAACUGUCGUCGGUCUCUCUCGGAUUGCUUGCACGCCGGCUUCGAGAUGGGGUCCUUCGAGCCGAACUUCGCCCUAUCCGGGAAUAGAAUCGACGCACGGAAAUUGCAGCAGCCGACGCCUGUCUCCUUAACGGUCAGCACGGAAAUGGUUUUUGCGCCAGGGGCAGUGCAUACACAAGACGGAAGCACAGGUUCAGAAACGACCGCCGCAAGCCAGGCGGAGCACGACAAACUGCGCGCGUCGACUCGGAGUCUCGUAUGA
Trametes versicolor FP-101664 SS1 is the source of this 585-nucleotide messenger RNA. RefSeq lists its product as uncharacterized. NCBI's taxonomy places the organism in Eukaryota, Fungi, Basidiomycota, Agaricomycetes, Polyporales, Polyporaceae. The record is from RefSeq and is a predicted model, not a curated record. The coding region runs from base 1 to 585 and encodes 194 amino acids. The transcript is spliced from 10 exons.